AUGGCAGGUGGCUUUCUCUCCUACCACGAACCGGGCAUUGUGGAAAUUCUGGUUAUUAUCUCCUUUUUCUUCUUCCUUUCAUUAGCCGAAUGGCUAUCAGCCAAAGUCAUUCGGGCCGGUAUAAUCGGCCAAAUCGCUGUGGGCAUCAUAUACGGGGUUCCGAUAGCCAAUAUACUGCAAAAGAAGUGGCAGGAAACAUUCCUAGCCUUGGGAUAUGUGGGCCUUAUCUUGAUCAUUUUUGAAGGCGGUCUUGGUGCUCGCAUUGACCUUUUGAAGAAGAACUUGUUGCUGAGUACGUUGGGUGCGGCGACGGGCGUCUGCUUCCCCAUUGGGUUUUCGUAUCUUCUGCUAUACCUCGGAUAUGGAUAUGGAGCGGUUGAGACGUUCAUUAUCGGUGCCGCUCUCUCGGCGACUUCGUUAGGUACCACAUUCGCAGUCAUCUCCUCCGCCGCAAAGACGGUUGACCUUUCGCAAACUCGCGUCGGCUCCAUUCUCGUUAGUGCCGCCGUCAUUGACGAUGUUGUUGGCCUUGUCCUCUCCAGUAUAAUUAGCGACUUGGGAGAAGUAUCGUCCGGCGACAGUGUAAAUCUAGGCUGGCUUAUCGGCCGGCCGAUCGUAGCCUCUGUAGCUAUGGCUACCCUCACUCCCAUCCUUACCAAAUUCGUGUUCGCACCGAUCUUCCGCAAAACCGUCGAACGUCGCUUUGCUCGCUACGAUCAUGUCUCGAAUAUCAUUCUCAUGACGCUGGUUCUCUCUGCGUUCAUAACAAUCGCGGCAUACGCCGGCACAUCAGUUCUCUUCGGCGCUUUCCUCGCCGGUACAUUCCUGACAUAUAUCCCGAGUAAACGACCCGAAGGCCCGUUUGUCGUGAUGAGCCGUGAAGAGGGCGAAAGAGAGGCCGAUAAGAGCCCGACGUUUGUGCAUACUUUCGAGGCGUACCUUCUCGAUGUGCAGGAGUAUCUCAUGGCUCCGCUGUUCUUCGCCAGUAUUGGAUUUGCGAUCCCGUUUGUGCAGCUGUGGACGGGGAAGAGGAUCUGGAGAGGCUUAUUGUACACAUUUCUUAUGGUUAUUGCCAAAUUUGUCGUGGGAAUUUGGGUCCCAUCAUGGAAAUUCCUCACCAGGUUGUUCUCGAGAAAAAAGCCAUCCAAAGUUCAAAAGGAAGCUCAUCAAAAGCCCGACGAGAAGCAAGAUCGCAACCCAACGUGGCUAGCGGGCUUGCUCUUGGGGUCAGCGAUGGUCGCCCGCGGGGAGAUCGGACUGCUGAUUAUCGAGAUUGGAUAUAAUCAGACGUCAUAUAUAAGCGAAGAGGGCUUUAUUACAGGCGUAUGGGCGAUUCUUCUGAACACAAUCAUUGGGCCUGUGACAGUGGGGUUGUUAGUCAAGUUUUACGGGCAGAGGAUUGGAGAGGGGGAAUGGGGAGUGCAAAAGCAGACCAUACCAGGGAGAGAGGAGAAUGGGAGAGAGGCUGUAUGA
Molecule: messenger RNA, 1473 nt
Organism: Aspergillus tanneri
Lineage: Eukaryota; Fungi; Ascomycota; Eurotiomycetes; Eurotiales; Aspergillaceae
Gene: SSC1
Product: cation:proton antiporter
Exons: 7
Coding region: 1-1473 (490 amino acids)
Biological process (GO): proton transmembrane transport
Cellular component (GO): membrane
Molecular function (GO): antiporter activity
Source: RefSeq, a predicted model, not a curated record